Messenger RNA from Aspergillus glaucus CBS 516.65, 684 nucleotides. RefSeq lists its product as uncharacterized. NCBI's taxonomy places the organism in Eukaryota, Fungi, Ascomycota, Eurotiomycetes, Eurotiales, Aspergillaceae. The record is from RefSeq and is a predicted model, not a curated record. The coding region runs from base 1 to 684 and encodes 227 amino acids. The transcript has 3 exons.
AUGAGGCCCAAAGAAGAAAAGGCUCGAGCCUCCACUGAGGACAUGAGCGAGUCCUCAUGCUCAGAUGAAUCAAGCCAGACAAUAUCCGAGUGCUCAGACAGCGACAACGAAAGCACCACUUCCACCACCGACAAACUAAACUGGUUGACCGAGAAGCUCGAAGACCUCACUUCCAAGCUCCAAUUUAUGCAGGACAAGCAUCAGACAUUCCAGACUGAGAAUCAACGGCUGCAGAAGGAGGAUCAGCGCUUGCAGAAGCGCGCUGAUUCUCGUAUGGAAGAGCUGAGGUUUGAUCGCAUUUGGAUGAGGGAUCGGAUCCUUGUGGCUUAUGCUGUCGCGUUUGGGACUUAUUGGUUCAUUAGGGGAUCUAUCCCCGUAGAUAUUCUCUCCAACAACAUGAAGCGUGAAGUAUCAGAACAAUCGCAGACCAACGUCUCAAAACAGAUGACGCCUGAAGAGUUGAGAGAAUGUAUCAAGACCCUCAAAUCCGAUAUGCAAGCAUUUCAGGACGAGUUACAAUCAAUCCAGGACAGGCGGCUCAUGAUCCAGGAUGGGAAGCUUGAGUUGCAAAGUGAGCUUGGAGAAAAGGUCGAAUAUAAUCAUGCAGAGACUCUAUCGAACCAGUACUGGGAAGAAGCGAAGCAGAGACUACGUGAAGAGACCAAGCUUGUGAAAGUGAACUGA